CAGAAUCCGGAUGACUUCAUUUGUCAUGAAUGAGUAGUAAAUGUCACAAAAAAGUAAAAUUUCUCUUUCAAUAAAAUUCGUACAAAUCACUUCUAAUUGAUACAAAAUCAUGCAGCUCGGCUAAAAUUAAUGUAAUGAAUUCACGGUACAAUGAAGAAGUUCAGAAACUCUUUGAGUUUUGGUGUGAAAUUCGACCAGCUACAGCUGGAGAGAAAGCCAGUGGAUACAUAAUAUCGUCGUUCCCCGAAAAAUUCAAAGAUCCGGAAAUUAUCACUAAAAUUCCGGACUUUGCAUAUCCGUGUAACUUUACCAACGAUUCCCUGCAAUUGUAUUCAUUUGUGCUGACGAGUAGUGACUCGAAAUGGCGUUUCGGUUUCUGUCGUCACGAUCCAAGAUCAGGAACUGCGAUGGUACUAAUAACUUAUUUACCAUGGCACGACACGUUCAUUCGUUUCAUGAAUGUUUUGGGUGAAUUGAAAAAAUCGGAUGGCGAUGAAUUUCAACCAUUUUUGUCCGAAGCCUAUAACCGAGGAGUUCCUGAACCAGGGGCCAGCUUGAAAUUGUUUUACAAUUCUGGAACAAAUAAUUUCAUGUUCCAACGGCCUUCCCAAUUCCAGUUACCGAGUAUUCCAGAGAAUCACAACCUCAAUUUAUAUUAUAAUUUUGUCGAUGCAAGGAACAUGAUCAGCGUAUUUGCUGCUAUGUUAGCAGAACGGCGCAUCGUGUUUACAUCACACCGUUUCGAUCGUUUGUCCUCUUGUGUACAGGCCGCUAACGCUUUUUUAUAUCCAAUGGUAUGGCAGCACAUAUUCAUUCCGAUACUACCAAUGAAAAUGAGAGAAAUUUUAUGUGCACCAAUGCCGUUUUUAAUCGGAGUUCCUGAAGCAGUAUUGAAAACCAUGACUCGUGAUGAAUUGGGUGAAGUUGUAGUCCUGAACUGUGAUAACAAGACCUUUGAUUCACCCUUCGACGAUGUUAAAAGCAUGCCACAAGAGUUGGUGUCUCAGCUGAAAAAGCAGUUGAGCAAUCCUAGUGAACACAUCGGCGAUCGGGUCUCGAAAAUAUUUUUAGGAAUUCUAGUUCAAUUAAUCGGAGGAUACAGGGAUGCAAUAAAGUUUACACAGGGCGACAAAAUAACAUGGGACCGUGACACAUUCAUUGAUUCACGUGCACCGAGCCUGAGACCGUUUCUGCGGAACAUGAUGGAAUUGCAAAUAUUUCAGCAGUUCAUCGAGGAAAGACUUGACAUGCUGAACACUGGUCUCGGUUUUUCCGAUGAAUUUGAAUUGGAAACGUUGAGGCAUUCGGAGAAAACCGGUCGAAAGGGAAUGCACUACAAGGGAUUCUUGAAAAAUGUUAAGGACAAGACUAAUCCUGCUUAUAAGUCUGCGAUGGAAUCGGUCAAGCAAGGAAGCCGUGGCGUCAAAAGCGCAUACAAAGAUUUCAAAUCAAAGCUACGGGAUCGUACGCCACCGAAUUCGUCGCAUCAGUAUGGCAACCACUCGCAAUCGCACGAUGGCGGACAUCAUUCGGCGCCCAAUUCACCGGUAUUUACAAAACGACCACAAACUGAAUAUUCCCACAACCAAAACCAUCGCAAACCUAAUACAAUGCUUCAGACCUCCAAUUCAUUGAUGAAUAAUUCAAAUUUUACCAAUAAUAACCAUAUCAAUAAGAGCCCAACUGUUAGCCAGCCUAGUUCAAAUUCAUCGUCAGAGAUGAACAUAUUGCAAGAACUGCAACAGCAUGCAUUGUUUAAAAUGCCUGCAGUCGACCGAAGCCUAAAACCCUCCAUGGACUACAGUACAUUGAGACCAUUACGAAGUGGAUCGCUUCUACACACGCCCACAUUUCAAAGCACAUCCGAUUCGUAUAGCUCGGACGCAUUGUCAAUCGGGGCACUAUGUCUAGUCGAGGCAACACUAAAAUCGUCAUCGAAACAUCGUAUACCAAAUCCAUCCGACGAUUCAUUUAAUUCAUCGUCGAAAAGCUCAAGUUUUGAUAGUCCACCGGAAAUGCCUUCGCCGCCAGUGCCCCCUCGUGUAUCUAAUUCAAAUCAUGCCAAAACUAAAAUCGAUCUUCCCGUAUCCAUGUUCGAAAAUCAAUUUGUAAAUAACGAUUUUUAUAGCAUAAAUACAUCGGUGGCGGCACCGCCUAUAGCACCAAUUCGGAAAUCACACAUUGAGCAAAAUAAGUCAAAUGACACAACACCAAAUCUCAUCAACCUCGAAGCGAACACAAGUUUUGAACUGGAGGACUUCGAUCCGCUAAAUAAAAAUGCCAAACCGAUGCCCCCACCAAAAACAGCUUUAGUAGCGUCAUCAUCGCAAUCGCUAAAUAGAGUGCCGCUACCCGGCCUUGCGAAUCCGAUGUAUCCCUACUACACACCGCAGCGUCAAAUGCCGCUGAAGAAGCCUCAAAACCGUACCAACGAUGACGAUGUGGAAUUGUUGCGAAAAUAUGGAUUGGAUCAGUUUAGUUUGGUGGACGAUUGUAAUAUGGGAGCCAGUGGUAGCAGUCAAUCGAAUGGAUCAAUGCGAAACUCAAGUGAUAGAAAUAAUUGGACUGUAUUUGACUGAACUUUUUUUUAGUAACUUUUAUUGUCGUCUUCUAUUGUUUUUCAAACUAAUAUAAAUUCAUUAACCGCUACUGUAUAUACUUUCAAUGUGUGUACAAAACCUAUAGCGAAACACAACGAUCAAAAUGAAAUGCGAAUGGGAAUUUCUUCGAUUCGAAUGAAAUUAUCACUUUUAUGAAAGACACAAGAAUGACCUGUAAACAAAAAUAUUAUUUAUAUAUCAAUCUGUAGACCUAUAGAUAUGUAACAACCAACUAUACAAUUUGUAGCAUUUAGGAGACAAUUCAAAUUUAAAAAAAAUAAUUAUAUAUUGAUAGUGAUUAGUGAAUUUGUCCAGUAAAACAGUGAAUGGCUGAACGUCUUCUUUUUCGAUCCAUUUAUUUAUUUAGACUCAAAAUUUUAUGCACCUUUUACGAUUUACUAGCAACGGUUUCGAUAAUCAAAAUUUCUAAUUUUCUUGCAAUAAAUACUAAAAAUGUUCCACGAAAAAAUGCAAUUUAAUAAUUUCAAUAAAAGACAUUUAAAAAAAGCAAA
Messenger RNA from Bradysia coprophila, 3112 nucleotides. RefSeq names its product DENN domain-containing protein 1A. Gene Ontology annotation, biological process: endocytosis; endocytic recycling. NCBI's taxonomy places the organism in Eukaryota, Metazoa, Arthropoda, Insecta, Diptera, Sciaridae. Gene Ontology annotation, molecular function: guanyl-nucleotide exchange factor activity; phosphatidylinositol phosphate binding. Gene Ontology annotation, cellular component: intracellular membrane-bounded organelle; cytosol. The record is from RefSeq and is a predicted model, not a curated record.